Molecule: messenger RNA, 863 nt
Organism: Camellia sinensis
Lineage: Eukaryota; Viridiplantae; Streptophyta; Magnoliopsida; Ericales; Theaceae
Source: RefSeq, a predicted model, not a curated record
AACAAAUUAAAGUUUUAGGUGAGUCGGCGCGUGAUCAGGGCUAGAGUUGGCAGACUUCAUUUCUGUUUUUGUCAGCCAACCUAUGUGCCUCCCGUGGAGGUCCCGGAUAUGUCAAGUGAUUAUCGCUAUGUGAGUCGGUGCGUGAUCAGGGCCAGAGUUGACGGCCUUCAUUUCUGUUUUUGUCAGCCAACCUAUGUGCCUCCCGUGGAGGUCCCAGAUAUGUCAAGUGAUUAUCGCUAUAAACCAACUAUGGUUCUGAUGAGAGAGAUCAAAGAUGAUCGUGGUGGAUUUGGUCAGAGACGAUCAUGGUGGAAACAAACAACAACAAACAUGUGCUUCACCAGCUCACCAUUAGCGACUGAGCCGCUGACCUACUAUCGUCAAUCAUCAGAUCUUUGGUGGUGUCUACGGUGGAAGGAGAAGGAGGAGGAAGGUUUCUGCAAUGGCGAGUGGAUCUGUAGAUUUGUAAACUCUUUCUCCGAGCCUUUUUUGAAUCGCCUCCGCUGAUGGCCUUCGACCUUCGAGAAGGCGACCUCUUCGUCAUUGUAGCAUUCUUCACUGUCGCCGCUCGAGUUCUCUUGAAAAUCGUCGUCUCCGUUGAGAUCCACGUACCGCCGUUGGGUUCAGUUCUCUACUCUCUCUCCGUCACGCCGUCGUCGAACGUAGAAAAUUUCUUUUCAUAUUCUUUUCCUCUCUUUUCUCUCUCUUACUCUCUCUUUCUUCUCACUGUCUUCUCAGAUCUGGAUCGCCUUUGAGCUCUAGAUCGCUGAUCACGCCAUCUUACCAGUUAAGAACUCUCUCUGUGGCAGAUCUGGGCGGUGGUAAGGGAGUAGAGAGGCGCUACGGAAAGAGAGAGAGAGAGG